GAAAAAAUUAGAGUUUUGUUCAAGGAUAUGCCAAUUAUUGCUAAGCCAGUAAUGAACAAAUCGCUCGAUGGUAGUAACGUGGAUUCAUACAAUCAUAUCCGCUAUGUGUCUAUACAGCAAUACUUUCAAAACCGAUUGGAAGGUUUGAAAAAACACGAGGCAGCUAAGAAAUCAGCAAAUUCUCUUUGGCCCAAUUGCUCCAAAUUUUACAGACAUAAAGCAAUUAUCAAGUGGGCAAAUGAAUACCUUGAAAAUCAAGUCUUGUCCAACCAUAGUCAAGGUGUUCAUGCUAAACGUGUCUCUUUCUUAGCUGAUAACGACGUUAAGACCAAGGUUUUGGAUAUGAUCAAGAAGACUACUGCCAAUUACAGAACAGUAGAUAAUAUUAAAAAAUUUAUCGACGAGGACGUUAUUCCUGCCACUCUCGGUGUUACUGGAAGCGUUGGUAAAACUACGGUGGCCAGAUAUCUUUACGAAUGGGGCUAUUCUUACCGUAAAAACAAAAAGGCUAUUUUUUUCGAUGGUCACGAGAGACCUGAUGUCGUCGAAUAUAGACAAGCUUGGAGUAAACGCAUGAAAAAAUACAUGGAGCGCUCUGAAUUUUACCAAGAUGACAACCAAGAAGAGGUGUUGGAACCUGUUUUGAAUGAUGGUGAAAAGAAGAUUGUUUUUGUAACCCACGAUGAAAGCACUUUUUAUGCAAACGAUGGAAAAAGCGACUUCUGGCUUACUAGCGACGAAAACUACAUUCGUAAAAAAGGGCCUGGAUCUUCCAUCAUGAUCAGUGAGUUCCAGUGCCCUUGUCAUGGAACGAUGAAGAGUGGCGCUUGGACCUCAAGAAGGUACUUUAAGGCCGGUGGUGAUAGAGAAGGUUGGUGGACCUAUAAACACAUGGUCGAGCAGCUCAAAGAUGACGCAAUUGAGCUUUUUGAGCUGCUCCAUCCCAAUUGCGUUGGUGUAUUUUUGUUUGACAACAGCUCAAACCAUUCCGCAUUUGCUGAGGAUGCUCUGGUUGCCUCAAGAAUGACAUUGAAGGAGAAGAUAUGGCCAGUAACUGAAAAAUUUCAGUUUCGUCCUACGACAGUUACAUUGACUAGCGGAGAGGUUUUAAAGCAGGACUUUUUUUUUGAGAAGGUGAGUACCCUAAGAGACAGAAAGGGGAAAACAAUUACUCGUAAAGAAAGGUACUUUAAAGGUAUUCGCAAUAUUCUUGCUGAAAGAAAGCAAUGGUUCGGUGCUGAUUUAGAGGGGAAGGAUUGGAAGGUGGAUUGCAAGAAUCCUUUCCCGGGCAGAAAAUCUAUGUGCUGUGCUAGGCAUUUUUUAGCCAGUCGUCCAGAUUUUCUUGCCCAAAAAACGGCGCUUCAAGAGACAGUGGAGAAGGCGGGUCACAUCUUUGAACUCUACCCCGAGUACCAUUGUGAAUGUAAUUGGAUUGAGAUGUAUUGGGGUGGAGCUAAAAGAGAGGCUCGUCUUCAUUGUGAUUACACAUUCAAAUCACUUGAGCCCAAAAUUCCCGGGUUUUUGGACAAGGCUGGAGAUGUCGCCAAAAUCAAACGGUAUUUUCAGCGAUGCAUGAAUUAUAUUGAUGCCUACAGCAAGUGUGACGACGGUAGAGAGGUGGCUGGUGAUGUUUACAAAUUUGUAACCAAAAGUUACCUUUCACAUCGAAAGUUUCUAGGAGUCAAAAGCACACUUAAAAACUAUUCCAAAUUGGAUUCAAAGGCGCGUGCAGAAUUGGAGAAAGCUCAUAAGAAUAAUGAUGACCUCAAUGAUAUUGCCAAUAUAAAAGAAGCUAUUCCAAAUUUAAACGUAGGAAUCAAAGAGUCUAAAACAAAGCAGGCACGUCUAAGCCGUUUACUUCUUCCAUUGGAAAAACUUAGAAUGGAUCAAGCAAGAAACAUUGAAGAAAGAGGCAAGGAUAAAUGGGACGAGGAGAAUAAUACAACGACCUUAAAGAAGCAAGAGCUAAUUCCUCAGCCAGCAGACAAUAUAAACAAGGAAGUCAUUUCAGAUGAAGAUAUAAAAUCUUUAGCAAAAGGAGAAAUUGCAGUCCAAGGAAUAGACCCAGGGGUAGUGGCUAUUGGUUCAUUUAAAGACGCAUCAAGCUCUUUACUGUUUGAAAGUAUAAACAGAUAUACUGCUUUAAAGAACUUGGAUCCAGUAGAAUCUGCUACAAACGAAAAACAAACAAGAACAACAUAG
This is a messenger RNA of Mucor mucedo, 2202 nucleotides long. RefSeq lists its product as uncharacterized. The record is from RefSeq and is a predicted model, not a curated record. The coding region runs from base 28 to 2202 and encodes 724 amino acids. Gene Ontology annotation, molecular function: nucleic acid binding. Lineage: Eukaryota; Fungi; Mucoromycota; Mucoromycetes; Mucorales; Mucoraceae. The transcript is spliced from 5 exons.